This is a messenger RNA of Rhinopithecus roxellana (golden snub-nosed monkey), 909 nucleotides long. It is a transcript of the gene LHFPL3, whose product is annotated as LHFPL tetraspan subfamily member 3. Lineage: Eukaryota; Metazoa; Chordata; Mammalia; Primates; Cercopithecidae. Gene Ontology annotation, cellular component: plasma membrane. The coding region runs from base 1 to 909 and encodes 302 amino acids. The record is from RefSeq and is a predicted model, not a curated record. The transcript has 3 exons. Gene Ontology annotation, biological process: sensory perception of sound.
AUGCCCGGAGCCGCCGCCGCUGCCGCCGCGAUGCUACCGGCUCAGGAGGCUGCCAAGCUGUACCACACCAACUAUGUGCGGAACUCGCGGGCCAUCGGCGUGCUGUGGGCCAUCUUCACCAUCUGCUUUGCCAUCGUCAACGUGGUGUGCUUCAUCCAGCCCUACUGGAUAGGCGACGGCGUGGACACCCCGCAAGCCGGCUAUUUCGGGCUCUUCCACUACUGCAUCGGCAACGGCUUCUCCCGGGAGCUGACCUGCAGGGGCAGCUUCACGGACUUCUCCACGCUGCCCUCGGGCGCCUUCAAAGCCGCCUCCUUCUUUAUCGGCCUCUCCAUGAUGCUCAUCAUUGCCUGCAUCGUUUGCUUUACCCUCUUCUUCUUCUGCAACACGGCCACUGUGUACAAGAUAUGUGCCUGGCUGCAGCUCACCUCCGCUGCCUGCCUUGUGCUUGGCUGUAUGAUCUUCCCUGAUGGCUGGGACUCAGAUGAAGUAAAACGGAUGUGUGGAGAAAAGACAGACAAGUACACUCUUGGGGCCUGCUCAGUCCGCUGGGCAUACAUCCUGGCUAUUAUUGGAAUUUUGGAUGCCCUGAUCCUCUCGUUUCUAGCAUUUGUGCUUGGUAAUCGACAAGACAGCUUGAUGGCAGAGGAACUGAAGGCAGAAAAUAAAGGUCCUGCUCUCUUUCUGCUCAAGCCUAAUAGCCUUUGUGUGAGCUGUCCUGCAGCCAUGCAGCCCCCAGGGUGUGCUCCGACAAUGGGCUCCCACGGCCUCCUCCACCAGCCCUACAAGGACACUGGAUCCUACACAGCAGUCACAGCAGUGCCCUUUCUUAUCCUGAUGCCACCCCAGCUCAGUCCUCACCAGGAAAGGGCAGGCUGCACUAGACUGUACUGCUGCCCUGCAAAGUGA